AAAGCCAGGUGCUGCCCCGCUCCGGAUCCCCCGGUGUGAAUCCAGCUCGCGUUUUCCAGGGCACCUCUGCAGAGAGACACGCAGCCGGCUCGACGCGCUCGCUCGCCGUCUUUCAGCCACUGACUCAAGAUUCACUUUGCGCAGUACGAAGCUGCUCGGAUUUCCUUAAGUUCAAAAACACAAUUACAGCCGAACGUACGGCAAGUCGACGAGUAUCGACCGAGUUCGUAAAAACUGGUCGGGCUGGCACGAUGAGGAGAGGACGCGUGGGGUUGAUGUAGACGUCACGCGAAUAUAUUGCGCCCGAACCGAACGUUGCACGGACCGGGACACUCCGGGCUCCUGAAAACGGCGAAAUGUUUCUGUGAAAUAAGCACUCGUUGUUCGGUUUACGAGCAGAGGUUAUACGUGGGCCUGAUGGAGUUAUCUGGAGCGCGUGGAUCUGUUGGGGACGCGUCUACCUGAGCGAACGCGUCGGACGCGCUGAAAGUCUUUGUGCGCUGCUUUUAGGGGUCACUUGGAAACCCUUUCAGUUUAUACUGCGCCCAAACACAAACUGCUGGAAAUAUUCCUCAACAUAUGGAAGAUGAUCGGUGAAUCUCUAAGGACAACUGAUCGCUGACAUCGUGGCCUGAAUACUUUAUCAUUCCCCUUUAAAGUCCAAACUAUCGUCCAGCUUCUGGAGAUCGUCUGUCAUUAACUGCGAUGGCUACUUCACUGUGGAAAUGUCCUUUUGUGCAUGGACUUCUGUUAACUGUGAUCUUUUUGCAAUGUUCAGAAGCUUUCAGUCGGGCAGCUUUACCAUUUGGCCUGGUGCGCAGAGAGCUGUCAUGCGAGGGCUACCCCAUCGAUCUCCGCUGCCCGGGGAGUGAUGUCAUCAUGAUAGAAACCGCCAACUACGGCCGCACAGACGACAAGAUUUGCGACGCUGACCCGUUCCAGAUGGAAAACAUUAACUGCUACCUCCCUGACGCCUACAAAAUCAUAUCUCAAAGGUGCAACAAUCGGACUCAGUGCGUCGUCAUCACCGGAUCUGAUGUCUUUCCUGAUCCGUGUCCUGGGACGUACAAGUAUCUUGAGGUCCAGUACGAAUGUGUGCCGUACAUUUUCAUUUGUCCCGGGACUCUGAAAGCAGUCGGGGAUCCAGCCUUUGUCUUUGAGGCUGAACAGCAAUCUGGAGCCUGGUGCAAAGACCCCCUGCAGGCCGGGGACAAGAUCUACUUCAUGCCAUGGACUCCGUAUCGCACAGACACGCUCAUCGAGUACGCCUCUCUCGAUGACUUACGGAGCGGUCGACAGACGACUACCUACAAGCUUCCACACCGUGUGGAUGGAACUGGAUUUGUGGCCUACGACGGUGCUAUUUUCUUCAACAAGGAACGCACGCGAAACAUUGUCAAAUUUGACCUAAGGACACGGAUAAAGAGCGGAGAGGCCAUUGUUGCCAAUGCCAACUACCACGACACCUCGCCGUAUCGCUGGGGGGGCAAAACUGACAUUGACUUGGCGGUGGAUGAGCGAGGACUGUGGGUCAUCUACGCCACGGAGCAGAACAACGGCCGCAUCGUUCUCAGCCAACUCAAUCCGUAUACUCUACGUUUCGAAGCCACGUGGGAAACCGCCUACGACAAGCGCUCGGCCUCCAAUGCCUUCAUGGUAUGUGGUGUGCUGCACGUGGUGCGGUCCACGUACGAGGAGAACGAAAGCGAGGCCAGUAAGAGCCAAAUCGACUACGUGUACAACACCAAACUUGGCCAGGGGGAGCACACUGAAAUCCUCUUUCCCAACCAGUAUCAGUACAUAGCUGCUGUGGAUUACAACCCGAGGGAUAACCAGCUAUAUGUGUGGAAUAAUUUUUACAUUCUGCGGUACAAUCUUGAAUUCGGGCCGCCUGAUCCAGCUGAAGUACCAACCGUCUCUGAUGAAGUCAGGUCGACAGUGCUUCCCAGAAGAACCACACCUCCUAUCGUGACCACCACAACCAUUGCCAUCCACAGACCACCGGUGAACGUCACCACCACUCCCAAACCCAAGCAAGGAAGGGACCCAGCUGCGGACCACCCUGAGUCAGCGGAGCCCACCGCCGUCAGCCUGCCCCCCUCCAGCAAACGCUUCUGCGAUGGCACGGAGAGGCGAGGAAUAUCCUGGCCGCAAACUCACCGGGGGGCAACGGUAGAGCGCCCCUGUCCUAAAGGCACUCGAGGAAUCGCUUCCUUUCUUUGCGUGGCUGCUGAUGGGACCUGGAAUCCCAAGGGUCCGGAUCUUAGCAAUUGUACGUCGCAUUGGGUAACACAGGUGGCGCAGAAAAUUCGGAGCGGAGAAAACGCAGCAAAUUUGGCCAAUGAGCUGGCACGUCACACUCAGGGUCCCGUGUACGCCGGGGACGUCAGUUCAUCCGUUCGAUUGAUGGAGCAGCUUGUGGACAUACUGGACGCACAGCUGCAAGAACUGAAACCUCGUGAGAAAGACUCGGCGGGACGCAGCUUCAACAAGCGUCAAAAAAGAGAGAGGACUUGCAGGGCCUAUAUGAAGGCCAUUGUGGACACGGUUGACAACCUCCUGAGGCCAGAAGCCCUUAAAUCCUGGGAGGACAUGAAUUCCACAGAGCAAACACACGCUGCCACCAUGUUACUCGAUACCCUGGAGGAAGGAGCCUUUGUCCUUGCAGACAACCUGAUCGAGCCCGCUGUCGUCAGAGUGCCUGCCGAGAACAUCAUUUUGGACGUGUACGUGUUGAGCACUGACGGCCAAAUUCAAGACUUCAGGUUUCCACAGAGCAGCAAGAGAGGAGCCUCGAUUCAACUCUCAGCCAACAUGGUCAAACUAAACAGUAAAAACGGUGUUGCCAAGUUGGUGUUCGUCCUUUAUAAGCAUCUGGGGAAUUUCCUCAGUACAGAGAACGCCACAGUGAGACUGAUGGGUGAGGGCGGAGUCAAAAACCACACCCUGACCGUCAACUCCCACAUCCUCUCUGCCUCCAUCAACAAAGAGUCCAGCCGAGUGUUCGUGUCGGAGCCGGUCGUAUUCACACUGGAGCAUCUGGACACUGAAAACUACUUCAACCCAAACUGCUCCUUCUGGAACUACUCGGAGAGGAGCAUGAUGGGAUACUGGUCAACGCAAGGCUGCAAACUCAUCGCCACGAACAAGACUCACACCACGUGUACAUGCAGUCACCUGACCAACUUUGCGAUUCUGAUGGCCCAUCGAGAGCAUGCGGGUGUGGGGAGCAUCCAUGAACUCCUGCUGACAGUUAUCACUCGAAUGGGCAUUGCCGUUUCGCUUGUCUGCCUCGCCAUCAGUAUCUUCACCUUCUGCUUCUUCCGCGGCCUUCAGAGUGACCGCAACACCAUCCACAAGAAUCUCUGCAUCAACCUCUUCAUUGCCGAGCUCCUCUUCCUCGUGGGCAUCAACAUGACUGAACCUCCGAUUGUGUGCUCGGUGAUCGCUGGAGUUCUUCAUUUUUUCUUUCUGGCGGCGUUUGCUUGGAUGUGUUUGGAGGGCGUUCAGUUGUUCCUCAUGCUCGUGGAGGUCUUCGAGAGCGAGUUUUCCAGACGAAAGUACUAUUACGCAUCCGGCUAUCUGUUUCCAGCAGUGGUGGUUGGGAUUUCGGCAGCCAUCGACUACAAAAGCUACGGCACCAAGAAAGCUUGUUGGUUGAGGGUUGAUAAUCAUUUCAUCUGGAGUUUCAUUGGUCCUGUAACGUUCGUCAUCUUGCUUAAUCUCAUCUUUCUGGUGGUGACUUUGUACAAGAUGGUAAAACACUCGACGUCUAUGAAACCCGAUUCCAGCAGGCUGGAGAACAUACGAUCCUGGGUGCUGGGCGCUUUCGCCUUGCUGUGUCUACUUGGCCUGACUUGGUCCUUCGGUCUGUUUUUCUUGAACGACUCUUCAAUACUUAUGGCGUACCUCUUCACCAUCUUCAAUACCUUACAAGGGAUGUUCAUCUUUAUCUUCCACUGUCUCCUGCAGAAGAAGGUGCGUAAAGAAUACAGCAAGUGUUUUCGGCAGUCUCAGUGUUGUGGUGGUCUGCCAUCUGAAGGCCCACACAGCUCCAACAAAACCUCGGCCGCCAGAUCCACGGCCAGAUAUUCAUCUGCUACGCAGAGCCGUAUUAGGAGGAUGUGGAACGACACAGUGAGGAAACAGUCAGAGUCUUCCUUCAUCUCCGGAGACAUCAACAGCACUUCUACUCUAAACCAAGGAAUGACCGGCAACUAUCUCCUAACUAACCCUCUCCUACGGCCCCACGACACUAACAACCCUUAUAACAACCUUCUCGCCGAAACCAUCGUCUGCAACACACCUUCACCUCCGGCUUUCCACUCCCCAGGCCAGCACUCGCUGACGAACAGCCGUGAUGUCAGCACCAUGGACACCCUCCCUCUUAACGGCAACUUCAACAACAGUUACUCUCUAAGAGAGGACGACUACGAAGACCCCGCUUUGCGCUGCCCGGCCGAAUGCGCUUUAGCCCUGGAUGAUGCCGCCUUUGAAAAGAUGAUCAUCUCCGAGCUGGUUCACAACAAUCUGAGGCCUCGUGGGCCGCCGCAGAACCAAAAAGGCACAAAAUGCGAACAGGGGUUAAAACGCAGAGACCCAGCAGCGCAGCAGACGCGCGUCAGCAUCGACGGGGGCGUCGGUAACAGCAGUGGGAGCGAAGACGAUGCCAUAGUUGCUGAUGCCGACACCUCCGCUUUGCCAUCGUCCACAAGUCACCCAGCGCUGGAGCUUCUUCUCCUUCACCCGAACCACCGGGAGGUCCUUGAGGCCCCGCUUUUGCCCCAGCGAACUCAUUCCCUCCUUUACUGUGCCCAAAGUGCAUCUCGACGCGCCGCCAGGCCGCAAGAGGAGAGUAGAGAGUCAGAAGAAGAAGAUGAUGAAGAAAUGCCGGCGGAAGAAGAGAACACGCCCUCGCCAAAUAACAGAGACUCGUUGUACACGAGCAUGCCCAAUCUCAGAGACUCAUCGCCCUUGGAUUCGGCAGACCAUGCUGAUGGAGAGGACGACGGUUCCCUUUGCUCAUCCGCUCGCGGUGAACCAGAGGAACUCUGCCAUAAGAGUUUGCCCGACCUGGGCGAUGGGACCCAACCACUUUCUUACUAUCAAAUUAGCCGGCGGGGGACCAGCGAGGGCUGCAUCGGCCCCGAGCUCCCCGACGGCUGCCUUCCGGAGGAGGGUGAAGCCGAUAAAGACGGACAGAUGCAGCUAAUCACCAGCCUCUGAGUCCAAAAUUUUCACUUUUAUUCCAGUUAUCCUCUUACUUUUCUCAAACUGCAAGAGAGGGACUCGUCGACGGCACAAAGACUUUUUUUUAAGCAACAGGACAGACGGUCUGUUCGAACUCUCAAGAUGUGCUGAUGUGGAUGCAGUUUCCUGAGCGGCACGCGUCAGUGUUAAGACUGGCAUCAUACGCAUCUGCCAAAACAAAAGCUUUGUAUAAUUUACUGUAAAAAAAAAUAAUAAACAUGCCAAUGUCAGAUUUUUUAGGACUUUGAAAACUCUCUUGGCCAGUUUGCAGGUUAAUCUUCCUGUCUUGGAAACACAGAGGUUCUCUAAUACAGAACGAAGGGUUAAAGACUGAAAAAAUAACAAAGAACCACUAUUCCAGACUCAGGCCUUAUAUUUUCUCUAUUGCACAUAUAACUGUUGUACGAAUGACAGCUGAAGAAAAUAUAUUUUGCAGUACCACAAGUGUAAAGAAAAAAAAAGUCAAGCAUAUGUCCAUAUUAGAAACAUGUCAGACAAAUUAUAGAGAAGUCGUUGCACAUUUUCUUGAAAUGUGUGAGGUUUUUUCGUGCAUUAAAAACAUGAAGGGAGCCAACUGAACCCAUAAUCACACUCACCAGUGGUUUGUUCUGCUAGGGAUUUUGCCAUUCAAAUGCCAAUGUAUACGUACGAAAAGAAGCUUAAUUCAAAUUUGGAGUGAAUUGGACUGAUAUGUAAUUUAUUUUACUUUUAAAAAGAAAAUGCUGACAUUAUUUGUCAGGGAUCAGGAAUAUUCAUGUGUGUGUCGACACGUUACCUUGAGGACAUAUCUCCGUAUUUGACACUAAAUAAUUUAUUAGAUGAAGUAUGAACUAUGGAGUAAAAGGGUUGAUACGGACGUGUGCGUGAUGUAACACUGUUGAUAUUCAUUUCAAUUUUUUCUAAGAGCCCAUUGUCAUACGCUGAUGUAAAUUCAACUCAUGUUUGAUAUCAAAUAAAUGUGACAAUUUUUCUUGUU
Molecule: messenger RNA, 6226 nt
Organism: Misgurnus anguillicaudatus (oriental weatherfish)
Lineage: Eukaryota; Metazoa; Chordata; Actinopteri; Cypriniformes; Cobitidae
Product: adhesion G protein-coupled receptor L2
Biological process (GO): cell surface receptor signaling pathway; adenylate cyclase-activating G protein-coupled receptor signaling pathway
Cellular component (GO): plasma membrane
Molecular function (GO): G protein-coupled receptor activity; carbohydrate binding
Source: RefSeq, a predicted model, not a curated record